Messenger RNA from Vitis riparia (riverbank grape), 2380 nucleotides. Its product is annotated as heat shock 70 kDa protein, mitochondrial-like. Lineage: Eukaryota; Viridiplantae; Streptophyta; Magnoliopsida; Vitales; Vitaceae. The transcript is spliced from 6 exons. Bases 54 to 2102 code for a protein of 682 amino acids. Gene Ontology annotation, cellular component: mitochondrion; cytoplasm. Gene Ontology annotation, biological process: protein refolding; cellular response to unfolded protein. Gene Ontology annotation, molecular function: misfolded protein binding; ATP binding; heat shock protein binding. The record is from RefSeq and is a predicted model, not a curated record.
CCCUAACGUAAAACCCUAAAGAUCUGUUGUUGCUUUUCUCAGGAAUAUCGAUCAUGGCCACUUCGGUGCUUCUCAGGUGUUUGAAGCGUCGUGAUCUUCAGUCCUCUUCUCUAGCGGCUUACAGAUCUUUGACUGGCAAUGCAAAGACAUCGGUGUCUACAUCCCCUGCGGUUCAGAAAUGGGCAAGUUAUAUAAGACCAUUCAGCUCAAAGCCUGUUGGGAAUGAUGUUAUUGGUAUUGACUUGGGUACAACCAAUUCAUGUGUUUCAGUCAUGGAGGGGAAGAAUGCUAAGGUGAUUGAGAAUUCAGAAGGAGCUCGGACUACGCCAUCAGUGGUUGCCAUAAAUCAGAAAGGGGAGCUCAUUGUUGGAACCCCAGCUAAACGCCAGGCCGUGACCAAUCCAACAAACACUGUCUUUGGAACUAAACGUCUGAUUGGGAGGCGAUUUGAUGACCCUCAGACACAGAAAGAAAUGAAGAUGGUGCCAUUUAAGAUAGUCAGAGCUCCCAAUGGAGAUGCUUGGGUGGAAGCUAAUGGGCAGCAGUAUUCCCCUAGCCAGAUUGGGGCAUUUGUACUUACCAAGAUGAAAGAAACUGCAGAAGCUUACCUUGGGAAAACUGUGUCUAAAGCUGUUAUUACAGUUCCAGCUUAUUUUAAUGACGCACAAAGACAAGCAACUAAGGAUGCUGGGAGGAUAGCAGGUUUGGAUGUGCAAAGGAUUAUUAAUGAACCAACUGCUGCUGCUCUUUCCUAUGGGUUAAAUAACAAGGAAGGUCUCAUUGCUGUUUUUGAUCUUGGCGGUGGAACUUUUGAUGUUUCUAUUUUGGAAAUAUCUAAUGGCGUGUUUGAGGUUAAAGCAACAAAUGGAGACACCUUUUUGGGAGGGGAGGACUUUGACAAUGCUCUGUUAGAGUUCUUGGUGAGCGAGUUCAAGAGAACUGAAGGAAUUGAUCUUACAAAGGACAGGCUUGCUCUACAGAGGCUCCGAGAAGCAGCUGAAAAGGCAAAAAUAGAACUCUCAUCGACAUCCCAGACUGAUAUCAACCUGCCAUUCAUAACUGCUGAUGCUUCUGGUGCAAAACAUUUAAAUAUCACCCUAACCAGGUCAAAGUUUGAGGCUUUGGUGGACAAAUUGAUUGAGAGAACAAGAAAUCCAUGCAAGAGUUGUUUGAAGGAUGCAGGUAUAUCAGUCAAGGAGGUUGAUGAAGUUCUUCUUGUUGGAGGGAUGACCCGUGUUCCUAAGGUACAAGAAGUGGUAGCAGAGAUCUUUGGCAAGAGUCCAAGCAAGGGUGUUAACCCUGAUGAGGCUGUUGCAAUGGGAGCUGCCAUUCAAGGUGGUAUCCUUCGUGGGGAUGUUAAGGAGUUGCUUUUGUUGGAUGUAACUCCACUUUCACUUGGUAUUGAGACUCUUGGUGGUAUUUUCACCAGGCUGAUCAACAGAAAUACGACUAUUCCUACAAAGAAGUCACAGGUUUUCUCUACAGCAGCUGACAACCAGACUCAGGUUGGGGUUAAAGUACUCCAGGGUGAGCGGGAAAUGGCAACUGACAAUAAGCUCUUGGGUGAGUUUGAGCUCGUUGGCAUCCCACCUGCUCCUAGGGGCAUGCCACAAAUUGAAGUUACAUUUGAUAUUGAUGCCAAUGGGAUUGUUACUGUGUCUGCCAAGGACAAGUCAACUGGUAAAGAACAGCAGAUAACUAUUCGGUCAUCUGGAGGCCUCUCAGAUGACGAGAUCGAAAAGAUGGUUAAGGAGGCUGAGUUGCAUGCUCAGAGAGAUCAGGAGAGGAAAGCAUUGAUUGACAUUAGAAACAGUGCAGACACGACCAUAUACAGUAUUGAGAAGAGCUUGGAUGAGUACAGAGACAAGAUUCCAGCUGAGGUCGCAAAAGAGAUUGAGACUGCUGUGGCUGAUCUGAGAGAUGCCAUGCAGAAGGAGAAUAUAGAUGAGAUCAAGGCAAAGCUUGAUGCUGCAAACAAGGCAGUUUCAAAGAUUGGACAACAUAUGUCAGGAGGCUCUGGUGGGGCAGCCUCCGGAGGGUCUGAGGGCAGUACUAGUAGUGACCAAACCCCUGAGGCAGAGUAUGAGCAGGCCAAGAAGUAGAGGUUGGCGGUUUUGUAUUUAAAUUCAGAGGUAGAGCUUACAACAGAACUCAUGAAGGAAGAGCAGAUGCUCAAAUCCAUUUUUGUUUGCUUUCAUAAGUUACUUUUUAGGAAAGGGCAAGCAGAGACAUUUGAUUAUUACCACAAUUAAAUAUUCUUCCAAUAAUAUUCAUGUCAUUUCAAUGUGUUGCAGAGGCCCUUUUAGUGAUAUGUUUUACUUGACAUCGAUUUCUUGUUGAGAAACCUUUUUAAUUGAUUCCCAAUUAGGGUUUGGAUUCA